AUGUUAGAUUCAAACAACAACAUUUUCAUGUUGGCUUUUGGAAUAGCAGACUUUGAAAAUGAUAACUCAUGGCUUUGGUUCUUCUCCAAACUCAGAGACACCUUUGGAGAACUCGAAGUUUCCGACAGACAAAAGAGCAUAGACAAUGCAGUACAUAUGGUGUACCCAAAUGCUUUCCAUGGAGCUUGCAUGUUUCACUUGCUCAAUAAUUUGAAAAACAAGUAUGGAAGCCAUGGAGAAGAGCUACACAUGAAAUUCAUUGCAGCAGCAAAAGCAUACACAAAAACAGAAUGUGAACAGUACAUGAGAGGCCUUGAUAGACUUGACAGACGUAUUAGACCCUAUUUAGAGAAAGUCAAAAGUUUGGUUCAAAAGUGGGUUUGGAACAACUCAAAUAAUGCAAACGGAACAUUCACAAAAGUCUCUAAAGCAACAGAGAAUGAAUUGAGACAUGACAUUGUUUCAAAAAUGAAGUAUGAGGUCUUGCCUUUCAAUACAAUAGAAUACCAAGUUCGUGAUCAAAAGGGGAUAAAUUUCACAGUAAACAUACAUAAUAGAACAUGUACUUGCAAUAGGUUUCAAGAAGAUGAAAUGCCUUGUGGCCAUGCAGUAGCUGUCAUUGCAAAUAGAAACUUGAGUGUGUAUGAUUAUUGUGCAAAGUUCUACAGAACAGAAACAUUGAAAGCAUUGUAUCAAGAAAAUGUUCAUCCCUUGCCCCAUAAAUAUGAAUGGAAUCUCCCACAACACUUGGACAUAAUCGUGCUGCCUCCAAAGACAACAAUCCCUGCUAAGAUCAAGAGGGGGACCUAA
This is a messenger RNA of Humulus lupulus (European hop), 810 nucleotides long. RefSeq lists its product as uncharacterized. Gene Ontology annotation, molecular function: zinc ion binding. The transcript is spliced from 4 exons. Bases 1 to 810 code for a protein of 269 amino acids. NCBI's taxonomy places the organism in Eukaryota, Viridiplantae, Streptophyta, Magnoliopsida, Rosales, Cannabaceae. The record is from RefSeq and is a predicted model, not a curated record.